Molecule: messenger RNA, 4043 nt
Organism: Acanthochromis polyacanthus (spiny chromis)
Lineage: Eukaryota; Metazoa; Chordata; Actinopteri; Pomacentridae
Gene: pex5
Product: peroxisomal biogenesis factor 5
Exons: 16
Coding region: 293-2218 (641 amino acids)
Biological process (GO): protein import into peroxisome matrix, docking
Cellular component (GO): peroxisomal membrane; cytosol
Molecular function (GO): protein binding
Source: RefSeq, a predicted model, not a curated record
UCCGACACAUCCCGAGCCCUUCGAUCCUCCGGGAUUAUCCGAGCCUGGCCGAAGCUGUCCGAGCUCUCGGUGCAGGCUUACUGGGUCAUGGAGAAAGAAGGUAAAUAACAGCACACAGCGGCUGGAUCACACGGUCAGCGGCGGUUUGCGGUUAAAGCAGCGGACGGCGAGACCAGACAGCCGGGGAAGAGGCUCUACGGUUCGGCUACAGCAGCAGCAGCUGUCGGCGGUGAGGUGAACAUCCUGCUACCUUCUCAGGUUCUGACUGGGUUUGCCUCGUCCUUGUGUUGCCAUGGCGAUGCGGGAGCUGGUGGAGGCAGAAUGCGGGGGAGCCAAUCCCCUGAUGAAGCUGACUGGUCACAUGACCAAGGAGGGCGGGGCUUGGCGGCACCGAUCCACACCCACAGUUCCUCCGACUCCCAUAGAAAUCGCCACAGAGGAGGAGCUGGUGAAUGAGUUCCUGCAGGCGCCUCCUCGGCCUCCUCACACCUUCGACAUGGGGCAGCUGUUGGAGGAGAUGCAGCAGAUCGACCAGCAGAGCUUCAGACAGGCUCCUCAGAGAGCUCCAGAUGUGGCAGCCUUGGCGCUCUCUGGUGAUUGGGUAGCAGAGUUCCAGUCCAGCUCCGACUCUGCCUCCACGCCGGGCCUCAUCGCUCUGGGUGAUGCGGCAGAUGCCGAUUGGACGAGAGAGUUUAUCGCUGAGGCGGCAGAUCCUGGACGCUGGGCUGAGGAGUAUCUGGAGCAGUCCGAGGAGAAGCUGUGGCUUGGAGACCUGGGAGACAAAGAGAGCGAAUGGACGAAGGAGUAUCAUCCGGGGGAGGAGCUCCGACAGACGGCCAAUGAGCUCGUCUCAAAGGUGGACGAUCCAAAGUUACAGAACACUGAGUUCCUGCGGUUCAUUAGGCAGAUUGGCGAGGGCAGUGUGACAGUGGAGAGCAGGACAGACAGACAGCUCACAGAUAGAGCUCAGGCCCGGGAGGCUCACAACUGGGCCUCCAACCUCAACCAGGUGUCAGAGGACUCGGCUGAAGCCUGGGUGGACGAGUUCACCACAGCAGGACCCGACUUCCAACAGGCCAAAGCUGCAGUGGAGAGCGACGUGGACUUCUGGGAGAAGCUGCAGCAGGAGUGGGAGGAGAUGGCCAAGAGGGACGCAGAGAGUCACCCCUGGCUGUCCGACUUCGAGCAGCUGCUCAGCACCUCGUAUGAUAAGGGCUACCAGUUUGAGGAGGAGAACCCCUACCUGUCCCACCCCGACCCGCUGUCGGAGGGCGUGAAGAGGAUGGAGGCCGGAGACAUCCCCGGAGCCGUUCGCUUCUUCGAAAGUGCCGUUCAGAGAGAACCGGACAACCAGCUGGCGUGGCAGUACCUGGGAACCUGUCAGGCGGAGAACGAGCAGGAGUUUGCAGCCAUCAGCGCCCUCCGCAGGUGUAUAGAUCUGAAGAACGACAACCUGACCGCUCUGAUGGCGCUCGCCGUCAGCUUCACCAACGAAUCACUGCACAGGCAGGCCUGUGAGACGCUCCGCGAUUGGCUGAAGCACAACCCCAAAUAUCGCUCGGUGUGGGAGCAGAACGAGAGAGAACGAAAGGACGGAGGCCGAGAGAAGGAGAAGGAGAAGGAGAGGUUCGGAUCGCUGCUGCCAGAGUCUCUGUUCACGGAUGUCCAGACUCUGUUCCUCCAAGCGGCCAACUCGGACCCGGCCCAGGUGGACCCUCAGCUGCAGUGUGGUCUGGGAGUCCUGUUCAACCUGAGCGGAGAGUACGACAAGGCGGUGGACUGCUUCAGCGCCGCUCUGUCCGUCACCCCGCAGGACUACCUGCUGUGGAACAAGCUGGGAGCCACGCUGGCCAACGGCAGCCGCUCCGAGGAGGCCGUCGCCGCCUACAGGAGAGCUCUGGAACUGCAGCCGGGCUUCGUCCGGAGCCGCUACAACCUGGGAAUCAGCUGUGUGAACCUGGGAGCUCACAGGGAGGCGGUGGAGCACUUCCUGGAGGCCUUGUCUCUGCAGCGGCAGGCGGCCGGAGACGGAGCUCGAGCUGCUCGCGGUCCGGGAGGCGCCGCCGCCACCAUGAUGUCCGACAACAUCUGGUCCACGCUGCGCAUGGCGCUGAGCAUGAUGGGAGAGAGUUCGCUGUACGGCGCCGCCGACCGCAGAGACCUGGACACUCUGCUGGCCCACUUCUGCCAGAGGGAGGUGGAGGGAGGCAGCCAAUGAGGAGCCGCCGGGGGGCCCAUCGAGUGCGAGUGCAGUUUACAUGGAGCUCAGUGUUUGGAUGGAGGGAAGAACCAGGACGGAGGGAGGAGGACGCUGUGAAUCAUCUUCAUCAUCUCCAUGUGUUUCAUUGACUCCUGACCGUAUCAGUGUCCUCCUGGAAGCAGCAGCCACAGCUUCUGUCCUGGUUUCAGCGAAAUUCUCUUUCAGUUACUUGAAGUUUGAAGGUAAACAAGAAGAAACAUGAAUCUGUGCAGCAGCAGCAGCUUUCCUCUGCAGGAACCUCCACAGGAUCGUCUGUCUGUUCCACUGUAGAUCCAGCAGCUUCAGCUCUGACCAGAACCAGCCGUUACUGGACCUCAAGCCGGCUCUGUGGAGGCUGGUUCUGUUAGAACAUCUGGAGAACUUUUAUGUUCAUGGUGCUGUUAGAGAGAAGAAGCUGCUGGACAUCAGAGGACAGAAAACAUGUUCAGCCAAUCAGCGUCGGUCCUCUCUGACUUCAACCAAACUUCCACAGCAGCGCUUUAUUGGGAGCAACAACGACAAAUCAGUUUAUCCAUCAGCUAUUAAAUCCAUUUUCACUUUGAGUAAUUUAAAAAUAAAAACUGUGUAAAUUGUGUGAUUGCAGCUUCGUUUUCUUUCCUCCUCUAUAAUCGGAAUAUUUAAAUUAUUUGAGGAAACGGUGAUCCACAGUUUUCAGCUGAUCAGACCAGAUCAGGUUUAAUCUUUACUGAUUUUCAACGAAAUUUUGCCAAUUUUAGGUUAUUUCAUUAAGUGCCACUGAGGGUUUUAACGUCCUGUUUGCUCCAUUUCAGUGGAACAGUGUUAAGACUGGACAGUUUGGGGGAAAAUACACCACUGUUCAAAAGUUUUCGGGGUCAGAAAAGUCUAUAAUUUUGAAAUAAAAGCUGUUUUCUUCAGUGACGAUAACAUUAAAUGAACGAUAAACCCAAUGUAGACAUUGUUAAAGUGCUAAAUGACUAUUCUGGCUGGAAACAGCUGAUUUUUAAUGGAAUAUCUCCAUAGGGGUACAGAGGAACAUUUCCAGCAACCAUCACUCCUGUGUUCUAAUGCUACAUUGUGUUAGCUAAUGGUGUUGAUGGUUAGAAAACCCUUGUGCAGUUAUGUUAGCACAUGGAUAAAAGUGUGAAAACAUGGAAUUGUCUGGAUGACCCCAAACUUUUAAACGGUAGCGUACCUUUGUUGCUGUUUCUCAGUCGUGGAAUUAAACGUUCUCCCCUGGCAGACGUUCUAUAGGCCGGUUCCUGCAAUCAGAACACUACAAAGGAAUAGCUUGUUGGAAGCAUUGAACACUAGCAGAGGCUCAGCCGUGAAGGUUCCUGCAGUGGAAAACAGUCUGAUGUUCUGUCGAGUUGGUGGACGACACUCGGAGCUCUCCCGGUUCUGUUCUCGGUUAUUCUGCAGUAGAUUAAAGGUACAUUUCAGAGGUUCUGUCAGAACUGAGCAGCAGCAGCAGCAGCGACUUCAGAAACACAAAGUGCUUCACUUCUGUUUUAUACUUUAUUUAAUUUUGUAGUAAAAUCAUUAUUCUGCCAGAACAAAGAACUGACUGUGUGUGUUACUGUGUGUGUGUGUGUGGUGACUGGAUGGUUAUUGAUUGGAUGAUUAUUGAUUGGAAGAUGAGUCAUGUUUCUGGUUUCCUGCUCCUUUCUUAUCGCUCCUGUAAACUUUCUGCUUCAGUGUACAUGAAUGCGUCUGCAUUACUGUGUAUUGUAACAUAAUUGAUGCACUAUAAUUGUUUUCAGGCAUCUUAUAUCCUGACUGCAAUGUUUAGUAUAAUAUUCAGCAAUAAAGCUUUGAUUCCAGA